Molecule: messenger RNA, 1169 nt
Organism: Rubroshorea leprosula
Lineage: Eukaryota; Viridiplantae; Streptophyta; Magnoliopsida; Malvales; Dipterocarpaceae
Source: the annotation of a GenBank genome assembly
UGAAGAGAAAGCGAAAGAUAGAGAGAGACUCAAUACCACCACCCACGUCAAAACAAAAUCCCAGAUCUCGCUCCAUCUUUAUAACCCAGAUUCAGGAAACACGGGAAGAGGGUAUAGGCUGAAUCAGGGGGAAGCAGAAUGGUGCAGAAAUCGUUGAUCUACGCUUUUGUCUCCCGUGGGGAGGUGGUUCUGGCAGAGUACACCGAGUUCAGUGGGAAUUUCAAUUCCAUUGCGUUCCAGUGCCUACAGAAGCUUCCGGCUUCCAACAACAAAUUCACGUACAACUGCGAUGGCCAUACCUUCAAUUACCUCGUCGACAAUGGCUACACAUAUUGUGUGGUUGCUGAAGAAUCGGUAGGACGGCAAAUACCAAUUGCUUUUCUGGAGCGUGUCAAGGAUGACUUUAUGUCAAAAUAUGGAAGUGUAAAGGCUGCUACAUCUGCUGCUAACAGCCUCAAUAAAGAAUUUGGUCCAAAAUUGAAAGAGCACAUGCAGUACUGCAUUGAUCAUCCUGAAGAGAUAAGCAAGAUUGCUAAGGUGAAGGCUCAGGUUUCAGAAGUUAAAGGUGUUAUGAUGGAGAACAUUGAAAAGGUUUUAGAUAGAGGGGAAAAAAUAGAGAUCUUGGUGGAUAAGACAGAGUCUCUUCAUCAUCAGGCUCAAGACUUCCGUAAUUCAGGGACGAAAAUCCGAAGGAAGAUGUGGCUGCAAAACAUGAAAAUCAAGCUGAUUGUUUUGGGAAUACUGUUUGCAUUGAUCCUCAUCAUAGUCUUGUCCAUCUGCCAUGGUUUCAACUGCGCAAAAUCCAACUGAAGACGUAUUCUUGUGUUAGCAGACCUCUUAUGAUCAUGCCAUGAGAAAAAAUAUCAUGAAAUAUUUCGUCCCCUUGUAUGUCUAAAAGGUUAGUGAUUGCCAGACAAGUUAAAUUUUUGAAUGUGAAGGAAGAUCUCUAAGUUUGUUGUAUCAAACAACAGCAUAUUGCAAUUGCUUGAAGAGAUUGUUGUUUAGAUUCAAAUAAUUGUUUGUACAUCUGAAUUCUAUAGACUUGCAAAAGGGAGAAAAUGCUCUAGAUUGUUUUGUUGGUUCUUUGUACCUGUAAUUUCAUUUCCAAACAUUCUUCUGUUGAUUCAAAUAUUUUGUGUCUUUGCAUGUCUAGAUUGCAACAUCUUUUU